Messenger RNA from Rosa rugosa (rugosa rose), 2021 nucleotides. RefSeq lists its product as uncharacterized. The coding region runs from base 719 to 1897 and encodes 392 amino acids. The record is from RefSeq and is a predicted model, not a curated record. The transcript has 2 exons. Lineage: Eukaryota; Viridiplantae; Streptophyta; Magnoliopsida; Rosales; Rosaceae.
ACGUGGCUUUAGAGCCACUCAAUCAGAGGAGAGGAAAUUUUUCUCUCUUUUGCGAAACUGAAACUGCCUCUGCUUCUUAAAGUGCAAUACCCAAAACACCCUUCUGUUGGGCAGUGAUUGGUCCGCUCCACCACCUGUCUUUGCGGCAAGAUUCUCUCUAGUAGAUACACACUCAGUUGAGCCAUUUGGCAAAUUUUUAUUGGGUGAAGGAUUAAAAGCAGCAAACUCAUUCUCUCUCCUCAUGUGCAUAUUUUCUAUGCCUCUCUUACCAUCUUCUUCGGUUCCUCUAAUCAUAGACUUCGCUGAUCUCUUCGACCAAAGCAGAAGAUAGAGCCAUAGAGGGAUAUGACUACUUGGACGACAACUCUGAGAACAUGACGAAGAAGAAGAAGAAGAAGAAGAAGAAAUUAGAAUACAGGAGAAGUUGAGACGGUGGGUGGAUGUGGUUGUUGAAGAUUUACUUCAUUUAUGGAGCUCAGAGAUGGACAAAUAAAAGGACAACAGGUAAAUAGAAAAGACACAAAAGGGUAAAACAGGUAUGGAAAAUAUGGCCGAGUGUGUUGCUGCGGAAAAUUCAACUAGGUAAUAAUUAGCUGCUACUGACUACUUCAAUUUCUGAAACUGUAAGACUAUAUAUGAGCAUGAACAUUAAGAGCUUGAGAUCCUCCAAGACCAGAGAGAAUUAGAUUUUUUUUUUCGAAGAAGAAUCUGUGGCAAAAUGUAUGUGACAAGACCUCUCUCAUUGUACAAAAAGUCUCCUGCUGAUCUUUCAUUGCCUCCUCCUGAAGGUCCAAAUUCUGGUAUUCUUGUUAUCCAAGAUGAAGAACCCAAGUGCUGUAUGAAUUUGUUCAAGAGUGAUAUGAUUAAAGACCUGCCUCUCCCUCAGAACAGAAGUCUAGAGCUUUACUAUGCACAAGGGUUUUAUCCAAUGAGAGAACUUCAUUUUUUCAAAGUUCUAUUCAUCCCAGUUCUCAAUCAGCCCCUGUCUUCCAAUCAGUACUACGCAAUAUAUCCAUUUGGGAAGGAUAGAGGGGAAGGGUACACAAGCUCAAAAGAGGAUGAAACAGACAUGGACCCAUGUUGCUUCAGCAGCUGUUCUAAUGAUGUAAAGCCGCAACGUUUUGAUCCCAAAAACCUGUACCAGCAAUAUCAGAUUGAUCUUCACAGAAAAAUUGUGAACAUUUCUGGUGGGUUUGUGGCUAAUUCUAUGGCUAAAGAUGGUUGUCCCCCAGAUGCAUUGUGGAGAAGAGGGUGGAAACUCACUUGCUCAACGGCACAUGAGUUCGAACUAGGUGAUGCACCAGGCCUAGACACUACUCUCCGCGCCCAACUUCCUGGUUUUGAUUUCCCAUUGAAUAAUGUGGUUGUAGGGAAGUGGUAUUGUCCAUUCAUGUUUGUCAAGGAAGGCACACCGAAACCGUCGAGAACAAUAUACUAUGAGAUGACACUUGAGCAAAGAUGGGAACAAAUAUUUGUGAAGGAGCGUAGUAAGGAACAUGAUAUAGGCAAUGCUGUGAAUGUGGAUGUUGUUGUGCAAAGUGAGGUGGUUGUGGUUGUGCUUGGAGGGAGGGAAGGUGUUUGUGAUGAGAAACAAGUGGAUGAUGAUGGGGUGGUGUGGUUUAAGAGUGUCAACAAUGUGGAUGAAGAGAGAAGGGUCGGGGUGAGCUUAGCGAUUGUUGAGAGGAUGAAGUGGGAGCAAGAAAGGGUUGGGUGGGUUGGGGGAGAUGAAGGCAAAGUGAGAGUGGAGAGAGUUGAGGAAUAUGGAGGGAUGGGUGAGUGGAAGAAGUUUGGUUGUUUUGUAUUGGUUGAGAGGUUUGUGUUGAAAAGAAUGAAUGGGAGCUUGUUAGUUAGCCAUGAGUUCAAGCACACUCAUCAGAUUAAGUGUAAAUGGGAAUGAUAGAUUAUGUAGCUUGUCAAUUGGUAUAAUCUCAAUCUGGGAAAAUUUGUUCUGCAUGUAUUUGUUUAUAUGUGGGCUUAUUCCACAAACUUGAAUCAAUGAUAAGUUUUGCAAAUUGGGCUUU